CCGGUCGUAUUUUUAGCAUUUGGUAUGUCUAGGUUUAGGGAUGAAGUUCAGAUGUUGAGAAAGCUCUGCGAUCUCGUUCGUCCUUCUGCUCUGUUUUGUAGAACAUGGUUCUGAUUGUUCGAUUUUGACAACAACCAUGGAUGCAGCUAAGGAUCGUUUGAUGCGAAGAGUGACGAUUGGUGUAACUUCUCUCGUUGCCGCACUGAUGAUUACUGCGGAUUACGGCUCGCAUCCUCAUGCACUCUCUGCUGUGACGAGAUGGUGGGAUGCUGGAAAGGAGUGGUUUCUUAAGCCCUCCGAGAAAGAAUUGGCGGAGCUGGAGAAAAUUCGAAAGGAGUUCAACGUGCGGAAGGUUACAGAGGACGAUCACGAAGGAACCAAGUGAUCUUAUCUGUAGAUGAACUUUUUACAUCCCGUGUUUUACGAUGUUGUGAGCUCGAAUGUACAGACGCCGGGAGUUGCAAUAGAGGAUUGGAGGUGAUGUCGUGUUGGCUAGCACACUUGGAUACCAUGAGGUCGGAAACUUUUGUGUUCACCCAUCGAUGCCUUUUCUGGUGCCCUCCUGCGAAAUGUAUUGUGGUGGCUGCUCAGAUUCCAGGUUGAUUGAAUGCCCGAACUCGACUUAGGUUGGACCUCAUCGAACAUCAAUUUAACUCCACUUCAAGGUCUGUCAAGUGGUCGGCGAAGCCAUUCGAAAUAAAACACAAAUGAGCCUCUACAAGGCUGACGCCAGGUCACAAAUUUCCUGUGUUAAAACACUUGGUGCCGAGAGUGCCAGCAUCACAAGUCUGGAAGCUUUAGUAAUAUUUAUCAGCUGGAGACUUCGAAACGGAAGUUAUGGGAACUAUAGUUCCCAUAACAUCUGUAUAGAAAUUGUUAGCCCAGAAGAAUAGCAAAUAAGCUAUAGUUCUGCCUGCUACCUAUUCUUCAUGGGAUACUAUACAUCAUAACGGGAGUUUUCGUCCACAUCGCUUUUCACAUCCACUACUGCGUGAGAACACGGAUGACAAGAACCAGGCAAUUUAGCACAUCAACACAGGCAUCAAAUGUCAGGCAGUGAAGUUGGUUGUUAUGCUGGAUCGUGCGAUACAUAAAAGUACCUGUGAUGAUGGUUAUAUUGUAACAUACUGAUUUUCUCGUGAUGUAUCUAGCAUCGCAGAUUGGCAUCCUGUAAUCUACUCUGUAUAAUUUCUUGACUAAAGCGAAG
This is a messenger RNA of Marchantia polymorpha subsp. ruderalis, 1207 nucleotides long. Lineage: Eukaryota; Viridiplantae; Streptophyta; Marchantiopsida; Marchantiales; Marchantiaceae. The record is from the annotation of a GenBank genome assembly.